AAUUCCCCGAGUAAAGUCCAGGAGGCGCCGACGACCUCAUCCCAUCGAGCCAUCUCCACAAUUUCAAAAUCCACCAACAAAAGGGGUUCUUUUAUAAAAGACGACAAAGCAAGAAAAGAGAAUAAGAUGGCCAAGACAACAACAGAAAAAGGGGCGGUUUUGGAAGUAAAAACUACAGCAGAACAGCUCAAGAGGGAACUGCAGAUAUUGGUACAGAGUAUUGUGGAAGAAGAUGAUUAUGCAUUGGAAGCCGCUGAUCGUGCCAUGCAGGCUCUGUCUUGUUUGAAAGAAUUGAAGCUGAAGCAUUCCAACCCACAAAGCCUUUUGCUUACUCUUCCACCUCCUGAAUUUAGAUGUCCUCUUUCUGGACAACUCAUGAUUGACCCUGUUGUCAUAGCCUCUGGCCAGACGUUUGAUCGGCCAUUCAUCCAAAACUGGCUGAAUGAGGGAAAUCGGACCUGCCCUCAAACAGAACAAGUUCUUUCGCAUAUGAUUCUGGUUCCUAAUGUCCUGCUCAAGGAUAUGAUUUCUAGAUGGAGCAGAGAACAUGGAAUUCAGCUUCCUACCCCUGUACAAGAUGUUGAUGAAGAAAAAGCAAUUGCAAAUGCUGAUCGAGGACGUUUGAGUUCGCUGCUUGAGAAACUUUCCUCGUCUGCUGUUUCUGAUCAGAAGAUUGCUGCAAAAGAGAUUAGGCAACUAACAAAGCGGUCGCCAUCUUUCCGAGUUCUUUUUGGGGAGAUUACUAAUGCCAUUUCCUAUUUGAUUGAACCACUUGCAUCAGGGAAGCCUGAUAUUGAUCCUGAUUUAGAAGAGGAUUUGAUCACAACAAUUUUGAAUCUGUCAAUACUUGACACUAACAAAAAGUUAUUUGCUGAGAAUCCAGCAGGGAUUCCUCUUCUUAUUGAGGCCCUCAAAUUUGAAAGGAUUGAGACAAGGAGCAAUGCUGCUGCAGCUCUUUUCACCCUAUCAGCCAUUGAUUCAAAUAAAUACAUGAUUGGCGAAUUGGGCGCUCUCAAGCCUUUGAUUGAGCUUCUGGAAGAAGGACAUCCACCAGCAAUGAAGGAUGCAGCUUCAGCAAUCUUCAGUUUAUGCGUUGUUCUUGAGAACAAGAGUAGGGCGGUGUCUGAUGGAGCAGUUGGGGUCAUUAUGAAGAAGAUCGUUGACCAUUUGCUCAUGGAUGAGCUCUUGGCUAUUCUUGCAAUGCUGGCCAGCCAUCAGAAGGCGAUUGAGGAGAUGGCGGAACUCGGUGCGCUGUCUUUCCUGCUCAAUGUCAUCAGGGAGAAAACAAGCGAACGCAACAAAGAGAACUGCAUUGCAAUCCUCUAUACAAUGUGUUUUUACGACAGAGCAAAAUUGAGAGAGAUCAGAAAAGAGGAGGAUGCAAAUGGGACUAUUUCUCAGCUUGCACUGAAUGGAACUUCCAGAGCCAAAAGGAAGGCGCUCGGCCUUCUUGAGCGAAUAAAUCGAUAUGCUGCCAUUUCCAACACUGCUUGAAAUAGAUCUUCUUAGGCCAUUGUACAUUCCUUUCACCCAUCGUAAGUAACCAUGCUUCAUUCUAUACCUACACCUAUCAUAAGUUUUGUGUAAACUAUACAAAUAAAUUCACCUUAGUUUCCUAUCCAUUUUAGAAAGUCCCGUACCUUGCUGUUUUCACUGCGCCAUGUGCAUACAGGAAUGUGGGAAACUGUAGAUCCCCCAUAUGACAACUCUUUCAUGGGACUUAACAUGACAUGCACAGUGUUUCUUGAUUUUGUCAUAUUGCUUCAUUAAUCA
This is a messenger RNA of Coffea eugenioides, 1773 nucleotides long. RefSeq names its product U-box domain-containing protein 9-like. Gene Ontology annotation, cellular component: nucleus; cytoplasm. The transcript is spliced from 3 exons. Bases 127 to 1494 code for a protein of 455 amino acids. Lineage: Eukaryota; Viridiplantae; Streptophyta; Magnoliopsida; Gentianales; Rubiaceae. Gene Ontology annotation, molecular function: protein binding; ubiquitin-protein transferase activity. The record is from RefSeq and is a predicted model, not a curated record. Gene Ontology annotation, biological process: protein ubiquitination.